This is a messenger RNA of Cylas formicarius (sweet potato weevil), 1332 nucleotides long. RefSeq names its product homeobox protein OTX2-like. Gene Ontology annotation, biological process: regulation of transcription by RNA polymerase II. NCBI's taxonomy places the organism in Eukaryota, Metazoa, Arthropoda, Insecta, Coleoptera, Brentidae. The transcript has 4 exons. Gene Ontology annotation, molecular function: DNA-binding transcription factor activity, RNA polymerase II-specific; RNA polymerase II cis-regulatory region sequence-specific DNA binding. Gene Ontology annotation, cellular component: nucleus. Bases 12 to 1229 code for a protein of 405 amino acids. The record is from RefSeq and is a predicted model, not a curated record.
ACUGGAUAUUUAUGGUUAAAAACUUUGUAUUUCUUUUGUGGUUGGAUUUUUUUGCUUUUGCAAGUAUUUUGACAAUACACGGCCUCAAAAUUACACCCCAAGAAGCGGAACCGAGUGGCCAGGGCUCAAGCCAGUGUCGCGGGCCACCCUGUCAGGGCCAGUGCAGGGGCGAGUGUCGCCUCCGAGGUCAAAGUUUCUUCUCGCCCUUGAACAUGGCGGCCGCGUGGCCCAACUACCACCUCAGACCAGUCAUACCGUUCGGUAUGUCCAACUUGCAGGCCGUCUCAUAUCCUCCAGCGGUAGCCGCCAGAAAACAGCGACGGGAACGAACGACCUACAAUAAGGAACAGCUGAACACUCUCGAGGAACUCUUCGAGAAAACGAGGUAUCCUGACAUUUUUAUGAGGGAAGAGGUCGCGCUCCGGAUCAACGUUCCUGAAUCUAGAGUCCAAGUGUGGUUCAAAAACAGGCGGGCUAAGGCGCGUACGCAGCAGAUCCAGCACGAGGCGCGCAGCAAAAACAAAACGAAACGAAGGAGUUCGACCAGCGGCGCUGUACCACAGGUGAAUCCGCCGACGACGGCCGCCGAGGCGCCCGUUUCCUCCAAGAAAAUCCUCCCGCCAGACAACAUCUUAACCCCGUCGAACUCGGUUUCGCCUCCCGGGGCAACCGUCAAGCGCGAACCAUCGCACGUGAUGCAAAGCCCGCUGGAGAAGAUGUCCGAGAUGUACGCUCCGAGCUCGGAAAGUCCAUUCGCUCACACCUCUCAGGGCUCGCCGUACGCACAAACCUCACAGGGUUCACCGACCACCCAAAUGUCCCAGGUGUCGCCGCAGUCGGGUAUUUCCCAUGGAUUGUCGCCGGCUCAUAUCCAAAAUUUCGGCCUAGGCAGCAAUUCGAGCGUGGUAACGACUCCCUCGCCGCCCAAUACGCCCGGGGCGGGCGCGUACAAUCCCUCGAUGAACUACCCUUAUCAGCACGACAUCAAUUCGUACAAUAACUGGUACAUGAACGGGGCCGCCAGCUACUACCAGAGCUCGCAAAACCACAAUUCUAGCAGCUACUACAACCAGAUGCACAUGGACUAUAAUCACCACCAGGGUUACUACCAGAAUGGGGGACACGUGGGCAAUAUGUACCACCACGGGGGUUACAAUUUCGCGUCGACCAGUGCUCAAAACUAUCAGAACUCUUUCGACAACGGUCAGAUGAACCAUCAGAUGCAGUAGUGACGAACGAGUGUUUAGUUAGUUGUUCGUGGCUUUAGAUUGUGUGGCAAUAUUUAUGGGGUUAAUUUUCGUUCUUGGAUUUGGUCUCCUUUCGCCUAUAGAA